AUGGACGCCGCGCUUUCCUCGCUGCGCGAUGCGAUGCAGGCCGUGGGCGCAGAGGCCAGGGUGCUACGAUCCCGCCCCGCCACGCGCGACUCCCGCGCCUCCACCGACGUCUGGGUGCGCUGCCGGCCGGGGGAGGGGGAGGUACUGGAGGUGCACGUGGCGGUGAUCGGGAACGUGGACAGCGGCAAGAGCACACUGGUAGGGGUGCUGACGCACGCCGCGCUGGACGACGGCAGGGGCAGCGCCCGCGCCCGCGUCUUCACGCACGGCCACGAGCAGAGCACCGGCCGCACAUCGUCCAUAGGGCAGCACAGCAUAUGCUUGGACGCGAGCGGUACUUUCCUGAACGACGCCCAGUACCGCCCUUCCACGGCCUCAGACUAUGUCGCUCGCGCCGCCAAGAUCAUCACGCUGGUGGACCUGGCCGGGCACACCAAGUACUUCAAGACGACGGCGUCGGGUCUGACAGGACACCUGCCCGACUACGCUGCGGUGGUCAUAGGGGCCAACGCCGGGGUCAUCGGCAUGUGCAAGGAGCACCUGGGGGUGGCGCUGGCCCUCCAGAUCCCCACCUUCUUUGUCGUCACAAAAGUGGACCUUGCGCCUGCGCAUGUGGCAAAGCACAGCCUGGAGACGCUCACCACCAUCCUCAAGCACCCCAGCAUACGCAAGAAGCCCUUCAUGAUCAGGAGCAUGGAUGACGUCAUCACAUGCGCCAAGCACCUGCACACUUCCAACCUGGCACCCAUCUUCGUGACCUCCUGCGUCUCUGGCGCGGGCCUGGACCUCAUCCGCACCUUCCUGGACCUCCUGCCACAAAGACACCAGUGGUCCACCAAGCGUGCGGAAGGGGCGCAGUUCAUGAUCAACGAGGUGUUUGGGGUGCCCGGCGUCGGGACAGUGGUGUCCGGGACCGUGCGCUCCGGCGUCAUCGUGCCCGGCUCAGUGCUGGCCCUCGGGCCCGACGUGUCCGACGGCACCUUCAAGCCCUGCGCCGUGAAGAGCGUCCACUUCAAACGGCUCCCAGUCGACCAUGUGGUGGCAGGCCAGACCGCUUCCCUGGCACUGAAGAAGGUCAAGCGCAGCGGCGUGCGGAGGGGCAUGAUCCUGGCCGACCCCGGCCUGCACUGCAGCGCCGGCUGGGAGUUUGAGGCCGAGAUCGCCGUGCUCACGCACUCCACCACCAUCCAGACCCGGUACCAGGCCGUCAUCCACUGCGAGGCGGUGCGCCAGUCGGCCCAGGUCGUGGGCAUGGACAGGGACCGGCUGCGGUCUGGGGACCGGGCCACCGUGCGCUUCCGCUUCCUGCAGCACCCCGAAUACUUGACCCCGGGGGCCCGUUUCGUGUUCCGGGAGGGCAAGACCAAGGGCGUGGGCCGGGUGGUGGGCUUCGCGGAUGAGAAGCGCAAGGCGUAG
Messenger RNA from Auxenochlorella protothecoides, 1416 nucleotides. Its product is annotated as GTP-binding protein 1. The transcript has 8 exons. Lineage: Eukaryota; Viridiplantae; Chlorophyta; Trebouxiophyceae; Chlorellales; Chlorellaceae. Gene Ontology annotation, molecular function: GTP binding; GTPase activity; translation elongation factor activity. Gene Ontology annotation, biological process: translational elongation. The coding region runs from base 1 to 1416 and encodes 471 amino acids. The record is from RefSeq and is a predicted model, not a curated record.